Molecule: messenger RNA, 4581 nt
Organism: Pieris napi
Lineage: Eukaryota; Metazoa; Arthropoda; Insecta; Lepidoptera; Pieridae
Gene: Nop17l
Product: protein kintoun
Exons: 3
Coding region: 141-2594 (817 amino acids)
Biological process (GO): axonemal dynein complex assembly
Cellular component (GO): cytoplasm
Source: RefSeq, a predicted model, not a curated record
UAUUUUACAAACGGCAACACUGUAUAUGAAAAAUCAAAAACAAUACAUUGAACUUCGAAGUCAGCUGAAUCGUGGACUAUUUAUUUAUUAUAUUUGCGUGUUGAUGUUUUAUUUAUAAACUGAAACAAACACUAAACAAAAUGGCAACAGGCGUAAAACCUCGUGAUGAAGAAUCUAAGCUUACGAGAGCCGAUCUUGAUAUCUUACAAGACGCCAUGAAACAUAAGAAGUUUCGAGAUUUGUUUGCCGAAUAUUGUGAAGAGAUACGUGACCCGGCGAAUCAAGCGGUUUAUCAAAAAGAAAUGACCCAGCUAGAAAAGGAACGAGGUUAUGACGUUACUUUUAUCAAUCCAAAAGGAGGUUAUGUGAUUAAAACAAGCGUAGCAGGUGAUCGGAAAGCUUUUAUUAAUAUCUGUAGCAACGAAAAUAUCGAUAAACCUUCGUGCAAAGUUCAAGAUAUUAAUGGACAAAAAGGUAUGAGCUGGCAACUCCCAUAUUCUCUUAUUCCGCCAAGGGAAGAUUAUAAUAACAAAAAGGAAAGAUGUGUUAUUUAUGACGUUGUUUUCCAUCCCGAUACAUUACGCAUGGCCGAGGUUAACAAGCGUUUCCGGGAUCUUGUAAAUAAAACUGCAUUUGAGGGUCUUCAGAAAUCAUAUGAAAUCCACUUAGAUAUUAAUAAUAUACGUUUUCCGAAGUCCUAUUACAAGGGUAUGUCUGUACCUGCAGUAAUCAGGAAAGAAGACCCCGAUUAUAAACCUACUGAAGAGACAGAGAAUAGUGAAGCAGAUCCUGAAGGCUUAGAAAAACUAUAUCCCCAACAUAAUUAUUCGCAUGAUAAUAAUAAAAAUGAAUCUAAUACACCCAGUGAAAAGAUGAAGUCUGUAAAAUCUACCAAUAUUGAUUUCACCCAUACCAGUGGCAAUGGAUAUACAGUACCAAAAUAUACAAUUAAACAACAGAAAAAUGUUGAUUUCCAAGAAUACACUUACAGCAAAGAUAGUAAACAGUACACAGCAAUUCCCAGUUAUAUUAUUGUGGAAAUUAACUUACCCUUGCUCUCAUCUACAAAAGACUGCAUUUUAGAUGUAAAAGAAAGAGACUUAAACCUGAUUUCAGAGAAACCAUCAAAAUAUAAACUUGAUAUUAAACUUCCUUAUACUGUUAAUGAAGACAGUGGUAAAGCACAAUUUGAUCAAACUAAACAUCUAUUAAUAGUUACAUUACCAGUGGUUAGAAGGACUUCUAAGAACAGUGAUAAAAUAGAUAGUGGUGUCGAAAGUGAAGAGUUGUCAGGGUCCCAUAGCGAGGAGGAGGGUAAAGAGGAGAGUAAAGAUUUAAUAGUGGAGUUAAAUGCUUCUUCAAUCAUUAUGACAUCUGAACCAGAUAACCAUCACCAUGAAAAUGACUUUCUUCUGCCAAACAUUGGCUAUAUUCUUCCUACAUACACUUACAAUGUGUUAGAUGAUAUAGUGGCUUUUACAUUUCAUGUUAAAAACACUGAUCCGGCAUCAGUGGAAGUUAAAAAUAUUGAUAAUAUUAUCGAAAUCAAGUUUACCUCCAUGGGUUCUGGAUUUGUUCCAGUUCAUUAUGCUGCCAUUCUGUCAUUUUGCAAUGACAUUAAAUUCAAUGAUGCUAUUGGCGAGGCAUGGGACAAUAAUGUUAUCUUACAAUUAGAAGUUGCAGGCAAUGUGCCUACUGAAUUUGAAAUUGGUUUGAGCAAAGAAUCUAUGACAAAGGAGUAUUUAGAUGUCUCUAAAAUUAAGGCAACUAAAACUGAAGUAUGCGAAAUCUUGCCCAAGAUUCCUGAAGAUAGUGUUGCACCUGUAGUUGAAGUUACAAACUUUGGCAUUGAAACCAAUAUACUUUUAUCAAGUUCUAAUCAAAAAGAAUAUGAAGAUGAUGAAACUAUGAAAGAAACUGAUAUAACCUGGAUUGAAACUGAAAAACCCUGUGAAAAUGGGGCAAAACCUAUUUUAAGGAAACCUAUUACAAUGAUGAGAAGUUAUUCUGAAUCAAGUUAUGGAGAUGUUGCAUCAUCCAUGGAUUACAUAAGUUCUGACUGUGUCCCAGAAGAGUCAAGCUUAAAAAAGACUGUUAGGUUUAAUAAUGUUAUUUCAAGACAAUUUUACAGAUAUAAUUCCUCUAUAGAAGGCCAAAAAAAGAAAAAUCAACGGAAAAAAAGUAAAAAGCGUAACCAAGAAAGAAGAAAAAGUGAGAGUGAAGCUGAAGAUGAUUCUUCAAACCAUCAGUCUAAGCCCCGUCUGAAGUCAGCCAUGAAAGAGCGUCGCGACAGCGGACUAGCAGACACUUCGGACGCCGAAGGUAACAAGAACAUGUCUGACAUUGACAUGUACAAUUCUGCCACCGAAACAGAUGAAAAUUGUAACGGAAACGAAUCUACUUCCGAGGAAUUUUACAAAAAAAUUAAUAUAACGUCCCAACGAGAAAAUAAUGUUAAGAAGAUGUCUAAAAAGGGUAAGCGCCUCGAUGAUGUCAAGCAUAAUACAGAAUUAUAUGAUCCUGACAAAUUGAACAAGGGUCAGUACUUGGAGGUGAAGUUUAAGAAUGAUCUCAUAUUUGAUUUAGACAUGUAAUGUCAUUUUAAUUUUUAGAAGAGCUGUAUUGAGUUUUAUUUAGUCCAGUUUGUAAGCGCACAUUAGAAAUGACGCAGCGGGUUUUCUUUUUUCAUACUGUGCGCUGCUAAUGUUUUAUAUUUCCCUGAUUAUUAUGUUCCUUUAAACCUAGUGUUUUCUUGUUAUUGUAGAAGUUUAUGACAAUGGUUAAGAAUCAAAUGCUUUUAAAAAACCCAGUGAAUAUUUUAAAUUUUUUACGAAUAUUAGAAACUUCUUUUUAAAAAUGGCACGGUGUGCAAGUCAUAUGUCAAUUAUCAAGCUCAGUGAAUUUUACCAUAGAUGUCAUUUAGCUGUUAAUCGGAACCCAAUGAUAAAAGGAAUUUGUUUUUUCUUAAUUUUACUUGUGAAAUGAACUGUUUUAAAAUAAACAUUCGUAAAUGUUAUCAAUCAUUAAAAAUGUUAUCUGCAAGAGUUUGACCCAAAUAUACGAUUAUAGUUGUAUAAUAUUAUUAUGUUUAUCAGAUAAUUGCGUAGAUAAACUUCCGUUUAAGAAAUUGUUUGUAUUAUUGAUACUUUAAUACAAAAAUAUUAUUAUCUUUUUAACACUUAUGGCCCUAUAAAAUGUACUCAAAAGAUAUUGCGUGUGGUAAUGAAAAAAAAUCACCAUAUUAAGAGCGGGCAUUAACGUAAAUCACUCAUCAAAGAUUUGAUUUUAUCUAAGUGUGUGAUGUUUGAAUUCAAAACAGUAAAAAAGUGUGAACAACACUUCACUAUAAUUUGAAUGGUUAAAAAAAAUCACAAAGUCAUCUCUAUUUUUGUCUAAUUUCGUUUUUAUUCAAUCGUGGCUAGUAUUUUGAAGCCAAAAGCUUAUUACAUUAUUACAUCAUAUUACUUUGGUCAAGCUAAAGCGAUAGUUAAAUAUUGUAAAGUUUACGAGUUAUUUAAUUAAAAAGCGAAUGGCGCUUUCUUCAUUUUUGUUCCAUGAAAUACUGUAUCGUCCGUCUCAUGUCACGCGAUCUUUGGCCAUUUGUUUGUUUCAGACGAGAACACUAUUUCUUUGCGCCAGCGCUCGACAUAAUAUUAUACAUUUCCAUAAUAAAAUAAAUACCAUUACUAAAAACUAAACUAACAGUCUUGCACAUUUAUUUUAUUGUAAGAAUAUGUUAUACGUAAUUAUUCAAUUGAAACUAAAUAUUUAAUUUUAUUUGUAUUAAAUGCCGUAAAUAUCGUAAAAUUGUGCAAUAGAUUAGUUAAUGCCCUGUUCAGCUUUGACAAUUACAGGCACGCAUUACGCUAACCGCAUAAUAAUAUUUUAUCUAUGUAAUUGUAUUACACAUACUGUACAAAAUGCCCUAAAGAUGCGCGACCGUUGCGCCGCGAUGAUUGUAUUUGUCACUAAAGCGGCAAGGUCACGCGGGUGAAAUAAAAAAAAUUACUAGCUUUAGAAGCGUUCUCAAACGUCCUGUUAGCCUAGAUAUGGCAUAAGACAAUUUCUGCUUUCAAAGCUGUUCCUAGCAGCAGAGCUUAUGAUCUUCUAAUGGACUACGACAUGGAUUAAUAAUAAUGCAUUGAGUUCCUUUUUUAAAUAUAUGAAUUUUGAAAACCAUAAAUAAUAAAAUUACGUUAAGUUGUCAUAAUUUGACAAGUGUCAAACUUAUUUUGAAGCUGUAUUGUAAUCUUUUUAUUCGUGAAUCAUGCUCAUUGUAGACAAUAUAUCAAACGACAGGAAUGAUUAUAGUACAAACUAGGUGUAAAUUUGCAACAUAGCCUUAAGAUAAGCAGAUUUUGUAAUGGGUUUCAUCUAUCUAUCUAUUCGAUAAAACUGUUGUCAUAAUACUUGCAUUUAAUUAACUUUAGUCGAAUGUAUUAAGCCCGCCACUACAUUAUCAUUUAUAUAAUUUGUAAUUUUGCUAUCCAACGCACUCGUGGUAGUGUAUUGGCGGCGUUAGUUACGUGUUUGUAACUUUAAUUGUGAUGUUUAUGAUUUUAAAUAGAUUUAUUAAACUUG